GGUGGCAACGGCUACGCCAACAUGGAGCUGCCGCAGAUGCCGGAGUUGAUGGGACUGUCGCUGUUGCUCGGGCUGCUGGCCCUCAUGGCGACGGCGGCGGUAGCGCGGGGGUGGCUGCGCGCGGAGGAGAGGUGUGGCCGGCCCUCCCACCAAAAAGCAAAUGGAUUUCAACUUGACAAAUCCUCGGGAUCCAAGAAGCAGAAACAGCAUCAACGGAUUCACAAGGAGAAGCCUCAACAACACAACUUCACCCACCGUCUCCUGGCUGCAGCACUGAAGAGCCACAGCGGGAACAUAUCGUGCAUGGACUUUAGCAGCAAUGGGAAGUACCUGGCUACCUGUGCAGAUGAUCGCACUGUCCGCAUCUGGAGCACCAAAGACUUCCUGCAGCGGGAGCACCGCAGCAUGAGAGCCAAUGUGGAGCUGGACCACGCCACCUUGGUGCGCUUCAGCCCUGACUGCAGAGCCUUCAUCAUCUGGCUGGCCAAUGGGGAAACACUCCGCGUCUUUAAGAUGACCAAGCGAGAAGAUGGGGGCUAUACCUUCACAGCCACCCCAGAGGACUUUCCUAAAAAGCACAAGGCAUCUGUUAUCAACAUUGGCAUUGCUGACACAGGGAAGUUCAUCAUGACGGCCUCCAGUGACACGACUGUCCUUAUCUGGAAUCUGAAAGGUCAGGUUCUGUCUACCAUCAACACCAACCAGAUGAACAAUACAUAUGCUGCUAUAUCCCCUUGUAGCAGAUUUGUGGCCUCAUGUGGCUUUACCCCGGAUGUGAAAGUUUGGGAAGUCUGCUUUGGGAAGAAGGGGGACUUUCAGGAGGUUGUGCGAGCCUUUGAACUGAAGGGCCACUCUGCAGCUGUCCACUCCUUUGCUUUCUCCAAUGACUCUCGGAGGAUGGCUUCUGUCUCCAAGGAUGGUACGUGGAAACUUUGGGACACAGAUGUGGAAUACAAGAAGCAGCAGGACCCCUACUUGUUGAGGACAGGCCGCUUCGAGGAGGCAGGCACCAUGCUGUGCCGCCUGGCACUCUCCCCUGAUGCCCAGGUCUUGGCCUUAGCCAGUGGCAGCAGUAUUCAUCUCUACAACACCCGGCGGGGUGAGAAGGAAGAGUGCUUUGAGCAGGUCCAUGGGGAGUGUAUCACUGACUUGUCCUUUGACAUCACCGGCCGGUUUCUGGCCUCCUGUGGGGACCGGGCAGUGCGGCUCUUCCACAACACCCCUGGCCGCCGGGCAGUGGUGGAGGAAAUGCAGGGCCUCCUGAAGCGGGCCUCCAACGAGAGCACCCGUCAGAGGCUGCAGCAGCAGCUGACCGAGGCCCAGGAGGCCCUGAAGAGCCUGGGUGCCCUGAAGAAAUGACUCGGGGAGGGUGCGGCAGGAGGGAUCUAGCCACCUGUUCCUGCCAUUGUUGCCCCUUUUCUUCCUGUGUACUCCCCAGCUGGGAACGUUUUGAAAGGAGUCUCCUGAUUUUCUUGUUGAUGCCCCCUCCUCUUUUUUCUAUCGAAACUAUUCUUGCCUGCUUAGAUUUCUCUCUCUUUUCUUUCUGGUUGUGACUCCUCCUGGACUGAUGAUCAAGGGGCUUCUUUUUCUCCUGGGCCCAAAGGGUGGAAUCUAUCUUCACCCAGCACCAAGGAGAGUGGUAGAGAGGAGAGAACAUGGUCUUUGACCUUAUGGCAACACACCCUGACAUCCCAAAGAAGUUUGUAAAUGUGGACAAAACCUAGGGAAUACAUGAAUACUAAGCAGUAGUUUUGCAGGAGUUGGAGAUUGGGACAUCUUCCAAUUCCAGAACUGCUAUGGGAUCAGGAGAAGGCUAGUCUUAAUCUAAGCAAGGCUCCUAAUCCCAUCAAAAAGUAAUUCAGGGAUUUUAUUCUGGGCCUCAGUUUUCUUGUUUAAAACAUGGAGAAUAAUCAUCUCUGUGUCCUCCUUGCAAAGAUGUUGUGAGGCUAAGAGUAUAAAGUCCUUGGAUUUGAAAGAAAAGUGGAAAAGAGUAGUAAUAUUGUCCAAUGUCAUUAAUUGCCUGGUAAAAGUCGGAAUCAAACAGUAUGGUUUUAUACCAAAUUAUAAAGAAACACACACAUUCCUUGGGAAAGCAAAGUUUUCUGGGAUUUGAUCAUACACUUUGUAUCUGGUUCUGCUUUGAGUUGUGUGGAGGAAUCAUAGAAUCCCAAAAUGGGGCUCCUCUCUUCCAGGAGAUUAUAUCCUUGUUUGAGGUGAUGUCUUCAGUUCAUCAGAUAUUUGAGUGACUACUCUAUGCCCAGCGCAGCACCAGACACUGGAGAUAAAUAUGAAUAAGACAUGGUUUCUGCCUUCAAAGAUGGAUGGUGGGAGGUAGAGGUAAGACACUUCUAUUAAGUGCCUUUUGUUAGUUUAUUCAUAGCGACGAUAGUCUGUUGUAAAAGUCAAGGCAAGAGAGGAUUGAUUCAGGACAGAGGCAGUGCUGAGAAGUUUUUGCCAGGAUAGAUUUGGUAAGAGAUUAGGUAUUUAGAGUUCGAAUUUUUAGAUUUCAGGACUGGUUGGAUGCAGGAAGUAAGGGAAAUGAGGAAUCUAGGAAGACUUGAGUCUAGGCAAAAUUUAUUCAUCCAAAAUCAAAAUCUUGAUCUCUCUCAAUAAAACUGG
Galeopterus variegatus (Sunda flying lemur) is the source of this 2619-nucleotide messenger RNA. RefSeq names its product transducin (beta)-like 2 (gene TBL2). Gene Ontology annotation, cellular component: endoplasmic reticulum. Gene Ontology annotation, biological process: endoplasmic reticulum unfolded protein response. The record is from RefSeq and is a predicted model, not a curated record. Bases 22 to 1359 code for a protein of 445 amino acids. Lineage: Eukaryota; Metazoa; Chordata; Mammalia; Dermoptera; Cynocephalidae. The transcript has 8 exons. Gene Ontology annotation, molecular function: protein binding.